AUAAAAGAUCAAAUAUUCAAGAACCUAGAACAGGCAAAACUUUAUUGUCAAGUAAUGGAGACACAACGAUGUGAGUUUGGAAAUGUAAUAAAAAAUUCAGAUCCUUUCAAUGAUCCUGCUGAUUACAAUGCAUCAAACUUACCAGCUUUUCAUAUUACAAUUCCUAUUAAUGAAGUAUUUUGGGACCCACCAUUUCCUAUCCCAUCUGCAUAUGUUCCAGUAAUACCUACAAGCAUGGUCG
Messenger RNA from Acaulospora morrowiae, 241 nucleotides. Lineage: Eukaryota; Fungi; Glomeromycota; Glomeromycetes; Diversisporales; Acaulosporaceae. The record is from the annotation of a GenBank genome assembly.